UAACAACUAAAUUUGCAUUAAUUCCUAACAAUACUUUUUAAACAUUUAAGAUAACCACUAACUCAAUAACAAAAAUAUACCAAAAAGUGUUAGCAAUAAUGGCGGAAACACCACCUCCAAAGCUUCCAUGGAAGUCUCGACUUCUUAUCCGUCUCUUUUCCUCAGCCUCUUUCAUAAGUCGCCGUUCAAACAUCACUGUCAAUCGUUUCUUAAUCAGUUUCUUCGACCCAAAAAUCCCUUCUUCUUCUAAACCACACAACGGCGUUUCCACUUACGACGUCGUUUUCGACCAUUCUCGUAAUCUCUGGUUUCGCUUCUUUCUUCCUUCUUCUUCUUCUUCUUCUUCAUCUGAUGGUGUUACACUCCCCGUCGUCGUUUACUAUCACGGUGGCGGGUUCGUGUUCUUUUCGCCUGAUUCGAUGGCUUACGAUGAUCUUUGUCGGAGACUGGCGCGUGAGUUAGGUGCGGUGGUUGCGUCUGUUAAUUAUCGACUUUCUCCGGAACAUCGUUUCCCAAUUCCUUAUGAAGAUGGAUUUGAUGCUUUGAAAUUUCUUGACACUAUGGAUAAUAAUUCGGAUUUUGGUGGUUUUCCGGUGAAAUUGGAUGUUAGUCGGUGUUUUCUCGCCGGUGAUAGUGCUGGCGGCAACCUCGCUCACCACGUCGCACUUAGAUCCGGUGGCUACGACUUCAAGAAGGUGAAGAUCAAAGGGUUAAUUGCAGUACAACCACUUUUUGGAGGAGAAGAGAGAACUAAUUCAGAGAUUCAAUUUAAGGAAUCGCCAAUGUUGACUUUGGAAGAAACAGAUUGGUCUUGGAAAGCGUUUUUGCCAAAUGGAUCAAGCAGAAACCACCCGGCAGCGCACGUGUUCGGAGCCAGUGGUGUUCGAGACAUAUCGAGCGCAACAUUUCCACCGACGCUUUUGAUCGUGGGAGGACGAGACCCUUUACGAGAUUGGGAGAGAAGGUAUUACGAGUGGUUGAAAGAGGGUGGAAAAGAAGUUGAUUUGGUUGAAUAUCCAAACGCCAUUCAUGGAUUUUAUGCAGUUCCUGAGCUCAAGGAGUGUUCAUUGCUAAUUAAAGAUGCAGUUGAUUUCAUGCACAAACAUAUGCCACUUUAAAUCGGAAAAUUAGCUUUCUUCUAUUUCUUUGUGUUUUUCUUAAGAGUUUAUGUUCAUGUAUGUAAUUUUGUUAAGAGUUUGGAUAAGUUUAACCCAAAAACAGAAAGUUGAAAUUUUGGUCUGAUUUUGAAAUUUGGUUUUGUCUAUAGAUUUGAACUUUUAGCGAU
Molecule: messenger RNA, 1285 nt
Organism: Cucumis melo (muskmelon)
Lineage: Eukaryota; Viridiplantae; Streptophyta; Magnoliopsida; Cucurbitales; Cucurbitaceae
Product: probable carboxylesterase 18
Exons: 2
Coding region: 99-1118 (339 amino acids)
Biological process (GO): pollen tube growth
Molecular function (GO): carboxylic ester hydrolase activity
Source: RefSeq, a predicted model, not a curated record